Rhea pennata is the source of this 2231-nucleotide messenger RNA. It is a transcript of the gene GFRA2, whose product is annotated as GDNF family receptor alpha 2. The record is from RefSeq and is a predicted model, not a curated record. Lineage: Eukaryota; Metazoa; Chordata; Aves; Rheiformes; Rheidae. Gene Ontology annotation, biological process: nervous system development. Bases 243 to 1640 code for a protein of 465 amino acids. Gene Ontology annotation, cellular component: external side of plasma membrane; signaling receptor complex. Gene Ontology annotation, molecular function: glial cell-derived neurotrophic factor receptor activity. The transcript has 9 exons.
GGGCGCGCAGCCCGGCGCAGCGGCUGACGGCCCCGGCUCCGCGCCGGGCGGAGCGCACACUCCUUUCUCUUUCGCAGCGCGCCGCGGACCGCCGGCGUCUCCUCGCCCGGACUGGGGAUCUACCAGGCCGCCGUGGGUUUUGGGGGGGCUUUUUUCCACCUCCUCCCCCCCUUCCCCCCUCCCCCCACGCCUUCUGUCUUUUUAUUUUUUACGCACGUGGAGGAACUCUUGGAUUUACUAACAUGAUCUUGGCAAACGCCUUCUGCAUCGUCCUCUUUGUAGAUGAGCUCCUCCGCUGCCGGGCCGGCCCGUCCUCGCUGCCCGGCCAGGACCCGCCGGGCUGGCGGGCGCCCGUGGACUGCGUGCGGGCCAACGAGCUGUGCGCCACGGAGCCCAGCUGCAGCUCCCGCUACCGCACGCUGCGGCAGUGCCUGGCCGGCCGCGACAGGAACACCAUGCUGGCCAACAAGGAGUGCCAGGCGGCCCUCGAGGUGCUGCAGGGCAGCCCGCUCUACGACUGCCGCUGCAAGCGGGGCAUGAAGAAGGAGCUUCAGUGCCUUCAGAUCUACUGGAGCAUACACCUGGGGCUGACCGAAGGAGAAGAAUUUUAUGAAGCUUCUCCCUAUGAGCCGGUCACCUCUCGUCUCUCUGAUAUAUUCAGACUUGCUUCAAUUUUCUCAGGAAUGGACCCCACCGCCAAUUCCAAAAGCAACCACUGCCUCGACGCGGCCAAAGCCUGCAACCUAAACGACAACUGCAAGCGGCUGCGCUCCGGCUACAUCUCCACCUGCAGCAAGGAGAUCUCGGCGGCCGAGCACUGCAGCCGGCGCAAGUGCCACAAGGCGCUGCGGCAGUUCUUCGACCGCGUGCCCAGCGAGUACACCUACCGCCUGCUCUUCUGCUCCUGCAAGGACCAGGCCUGCGCCGAGCGCCGGCGCCAGACCAUCGUCCCCUCCUGCUCCUACGAGGACAAGGAGAAACCCAACUGCCUGGACCUGCGGAGCGUGUGCCGGACGGACCACCUCUGCCGGUCGCGGCUGGCCGAUUUCCACGCCAACUGCCAAGCGUCGCCACAGGCGCCCAGCGGCUGCCCCGGGGACAACUUCCAGGCGUGCCUGGGCUCCUACGCCGGGCUCAUCGGCUUCGACGUGACGCCCAACUACGUGGACGCCAGCACCGCCGGCGUCACCGUCUCGCCCUGGUGCUCCUGCAAGGGCAGCGGCAACCUGGAGGAGGAGUGCGAGAAGUUCCUGCGAGACUUCACGGAAAACCCCUGCCUCCGAAACGCCAUCCAGGCCUUCGGCAACGGCACGGACGUGAACCCCUCCGUCAAGAACCCCUCGCCCGCCGUCACCGUGCCGCCCAAGACGGAGAAAAGCCCGGCCCUGCCCGACGACAUCAACGACAGCAACACCAUGUACGACACGAGCGUCAUCUCCACCUGCACCUCCACCCAGGAGCACGGCCCCAAGCUCAACAAGUCCAAAGACCCGAGCUUGUGCUACCCCGAGACCCAGCUGACCACGGACCUCGUGCCCGACCAGAAGAGCUUCGCAGACCCCAAGGCGGGCGGCGGGCGGCACGCGCCGGGCUGGAUCCUGCCGGCCGCCCCGCUGCUGCUGGCGAGGCUGGCGCUGUAGAGGGGCGAGGAGCUCGGCCGGCGGGACGGGACGGCACGGGACGGACGCGCCGGAGCUCUCGGCCCGUUUCCGCCGAGGGUUUCUGCUUUUCCGGGAACGGCAGGCGAAGGGACAGCUCGUGUUCGGGGCUGCAACGCUCGAGCGAGAUGGCGCCGCCAGAGACGGGCCGGGCGGCGGAAGGACCCUCGUGACGCUGGGAAACUUUGGGAUUUUUUUUUUCCUUCUUCUGUCCUUUUUUUUCUUUUUAAGGUGCACUGGGUGUCUUUUCUAAAGCAGGCACGGGAGAAAACCCGCGCACCGUGCCGACAGCACUCGAAGGGGAUCCGAAGCCGUGAACGGAGCUGGGGGGGAGCAAAAAAAAAAAAAAUACACGUGGCCUCGAGCCGAGCUCCAGCCGCGGCCCCACGACGGAGACGGCCCCGCGUCGCCGCUGGCGUGCCGCUCGCCAGCGCCGUGGGACGGAGCCCGGAGCCCAGAGCCCGGCCGCUCCCCUUCGCUGUUCACAUCAGUAUUAUUAUUAUCUUUUUUUUUUUUCUUUCCUGUGGUUGGCAACGAUUUUAAAAUCAAAGAGAAAAGAAACUAGUGUUCAAA